CCAGCCCGAUCAGCUCAACAUCAAAUCAAGCUCACAGCUUCAAGUAGUUACAACUACCCAACCAUCCAAAACAAAAACCAACCCAUCAACAUGAAAUUCUUCGCCGUCUGCUUCUUCGCUGUUGUGGCUGUGGCUGCUGCCAAGCCUGGAAUUGUGGCUCCUCUGGCGGCUGCUCCUCUGGCCUACACUGCCCCGGCUGUGGUCGGCAGUGCCGCUUACGUGGCUCCCUACGCCUCCAGCUACACGGCUAACACCGUGGCCCACAGCGCUGCCUUCCCCGCCGCCUACACCGCUCCCAUUGCCGCUGCCGCGUACACCGCUCCCAUUGCCACUGCCGCCUACACCGCUCCAGUCGCCGCCGCCUACACCGCCCCUCUCGCUGCCGCCUACACCUCCCCAGUCGCCGCCGCCUACACCGCCCCUGUGGCCGCCGCCUACUCCGCUCCCAUUGCUGCCCCAGUUGCCGCUGCCUACACCGCCCCAAUUGCCCGCUACGCUGCUGCCCCGAUUGCCGCUCCUGUGGCAGCCGCCUACACUGCUCCCAUCGCAGCUGCUGCUGCCCCUGUCCUCCUGAAGAAGUAAGCACUCCUUCUUGCAAAUUAAUCCUCUUGACCAACUUGUGUAAAUAAAAAAUUGUACAUACCAAACGAAACAAAAG
This is a messenger RNA of Drosophila bipectinata, 658 nucleotides long. Its product is annotated as as-peptide 126. NCBI's taxonomy places the organism in Eukaryota, Metazoa, Arthropoda, Insecta, Diptera, Drosophilidae. The record is from RefSeq and is a predicted model, not a curated record.